Messenger RNA from Mercurialis annua (annual mercury), 2754 nucleotides. RefSeq names its product transcription factor bHLH143-like. Lineage: Eukaryota; Viridiplantae; Streptophyta; Magnoliopsida; Malpighiales; Euphorbiaceae. The coding region runs from base 637 to 1839 and encodes 400 amino acids. The record is from RefSeq and is a predicted model, not a curated record. The transcript is spliced from 3 exons.
UGCCUCUGCCUAAAAUUCGCUUCUUUUUACAAACACUACACUGUUCACUCCUUUCCAAUUUCUCAAACAUUUCGCCUUUUUCAACUCAAAUCUCUGGAUCUGACCAAACCAAACCAAAUCAUAUCAAAAAUUAAAUCGUUUGUUUUUCACUGAAAUUACUCGUGUAUGUUCUGUGGAUAAUUCAAUAGUAGCAAGAAGGAAAACAAACAUGCCUUGGUUGAGUCGAUCAGUUGAUGUUUAUCGGAAUGUUGUGCGAUUGAACUUAUAUUGUAGAGUUAUUCUGUAAAUUAUAUUGCUCAACUUUCAUUUUCUGGCUGUUGGCUUGUCAUUCUUCACCACAUUAUUUAAUGGGUUCCAAAUGGUUUUCGUUGUGUUAGUCGUAGGAUUAGCUAAGAUAGUUGAAAAACAUAGUUAAAAUUGAAGCUCCGUUUGUUUCUCCCUUAAUUUUUUAUCAUCCUCAGUCUGUUAUCUAAUUCAAGGUCUCCGUUUUUGAUUUUUUCCUCGUUUUGUUUUCACUAAAAUUCAAAUCUUCGCCUUUGGAUCAAUCUUGUCAAUUUUUCUGCUUCCUGUAACUGAGUAUUUGUUCUGUGCUAUCACAUAUAUCUAAAUAUAUUGAGUGAAGGGUCAAAAGAAGUUAUGGUUUGCCAAGCGGCUGGUCAAACAAGAUUUCGAGCUUUGAAGUAUGAGAGUGGAAUUGCUGGAAAAUCAACCAUUGUAGUUAGAAUCAUUGAAUGUUAUCAACCAUUGCAGGAUUGCCAGACCGGCAAUUCUUGGCUUUCCUCACCACGUGAUACUGGGCAAUCGCCAGAUUUCAGUUCCGUAAGGACAUCAACUGAGCCUCUGCAACCAGGAUAUAUGUUAGCAUCCAUGAGUCCCAGUUCAUGCACAAAUAUGAUGAUGUCAGGGGUUGUGGAUUCAACUAUCCCAAGUUUGAGGGCACAUAAAAGCCAUGGAGCUCAAGGCUUGCCUCAAAGUACGCCCCCUCAUUUCCGUAACUCUCUACCCGCUGGGGAUCCAUAUCUCAAACAAAACGCAUCCAUGCUUUCUUAUGAGUUUGCUGGAAAUCCUGCACUUAAUGCAGUCCCUGGAUGUCAGCGGAAAUUUGUUAUCUUUGAUCACUCUGGGAAUGAAACAAGGUUAAUUUAUAGCUCAUUUUUAGCCAGUGCGGUGAAACCAAAUGUUGAUGCUAUAAAACCAAUUGGUGGUUCUUAUUUGCACCGUGAAGAACAUGCAGCUAAAAUAGACCGAAUAAAUUUGACUGUGCCGAAUUGGCAGGAAGUAUCAGAUGAGAAUCACUCAAGUGCCGAAGAAAGUGAGAUGCAUGAAGACACAGAAGAAAUUAAUGCCUUACUUUACUCGGACGAUGAUGAUUAUGAUGGUGAUAGUGAUGAUGAGGUAACUAGCACUGACCAUUCGCCCGCUCUCAUUACAAGCAGUGAGAAGCAAGAACAAGUUGAAGAAAUAACUGAGGAGGUUGCCGAUUCAGAUGGCCAAAACAAAAGGCAGAAAUUGCUUAGUGGUGUGUACAGAAGAUCAUCAACGGAAAACAAUAUUAAUUCGACGAAAGUGACCAGAGUUCAUGGAUAUGAUUAUGAUGAUUCAGAAUCUAGCUAUGCUAUUGGCUACAAUCGAGAUGAGUGUAGGUUUGCCAUUAUAGGCAACAAUAAAACAAAAAAGGAUAAGAUUCGUGCGACGGUGAAAUUUCUCGAGACCAUAAUCCCUGGUGCAAAGGACAAGGACCCGUUGUUGGUCCUUGAUGUUGCUAUAGGUUACUUGAAGUCUCUAAAGCUCAAAGCCAAAACACUUGGAGUGAACUACAGUUUAAACUUCAAUUCCUAGUUCCUUCUGCAAUAGUAUCGUAUGUUGGCUAGUGUGUGGAAAGAUGAAUAAGAAAUAAGUUGGUAACCCAAGAAUUCAUGGCUUGAAUGAUUGAUGGGUUUGAAAUCAUUAUAUUAGCUUUUCUGAUGUGGAGUUUGUUUUUGUUGACCAGAAAUGAUUAGCCUUUAGCUUUAUUAUGAAUUAAAGCUUAACAAAAGUCUCAAAGAUUAGAACGCAUGGGUUGAUUGCUGGUGCCUAGUGGUGAGCUCUGCUGUAAAAUGAGGACUUCUUUUUUAUUAAGUGCACGCUGGUUAGGUAAUUCUGGUCCCACAGCCCACCUUUUCUAUCUAUUUGCUUUCUUUGAUUUGAUGCAUUUGGUAUUAAUCUCUCUAUUAAAGUACCAAGAAAGUUUCAGAUGUGGAAGUUUUACUGCAGAGGAAAAAGCUUGGUUCUUUGCUAUGAUAUGAAUUAUUGGUCUCCACUCUUUGAUCAUGAAAUCUCUGCUACUUUAGCUAUGGUUGUACAGUCCAGUCUUUGGUGCCCAAUCUGAGUUUGUCAGCUUUAUGUGUGUUACUACUAGCUGUGAGUACCAAGUUGUGCAGGGGUGUGCAAAAACCGAACCAAACCGAAUUGAUAAAUUCUGUUUUUUCGAGUUGGUUCAAUUUUGGACCACCGAUAAAACCAAACUUAAUGAAAUAUUCAACGGAACCGACCGGUUUGGUUCUGUUUCGUUUGAUGUUUCUACAUCCUUGUAAGCUCUGUUUGGUUUGGUAUGAUUCGGUUCGAGCGUAAUGCGCACCCCUAGAGUGAUUUGAGUUGAAUAAUGUAUUUCAAAUUGUCUGUUCUUCUAUUUUGUUCUUGCUGUUGUCUUAUGUAUGAACUGUUUGUAUGUGUCUUUAUUGAGAAAUGGAACAUGGUGUGCUGUGAUUUUAUUAA